Molecule: messenger RNA, 2988 nt
Organism: Procambarus clarkii (red swamp crayfish)
Lineage: Eukaryota; Metazoa; Arthropoda; Malacostraca; Decapoda; Cambaridae
Source: RefSeq, a predicted model, not a curated record
GACUGCUUCCUUCUCGACACUGGCUCUGGGGUGUACGUGUGGAUUGGCAGUGGCUCCAGCAAGAAGGAGAAAGUCAAGAGCAUGGAGAUGGCAGCCAACUACAUGGAGAAGAAAGGAUAUCCCAAAUGGAGGAGCGUACAACGCGUGGUUGAGAAAGCGGAACCGGCUGUAUUUAAAGCAUACUUCAAGACGUGGAAGGAGCCCCAAGAACAACUUGGUCUCGGCCGUGUCUUUACUCAGAGACAAAUGUCAGCAGUUACAGCUACAGAGACGGACUUUAAUGUUAGCUCCCUGCAUGCUGAGAAGCGCCGCCUCUUGCAAAAGAAUGCAGGUCCUGCCUUUGGUUUCAUGCCUGAUGAUGGCUCUGGCAAGAUUGAAAUUUGGCGCAUUGAGAACUUUGAACUUGAGCCUGUCGAUGAAAGUGCUUAUGGGUUCUUCUUUGGUGGGGAUUCCUACGUCAUGAAGUACACAUACGAGAUCAGUGGCAACCAGCGUUACAUCCUUUACUUCUGGCAGGGAAGUGCCAGUAGUCAGGACGAGAGGGCUGCAUCCGCUAUUCACACCGUUCGCCUCGACAAUGAGCUGUGUGGCAAGGCUGUACAAGUGCGUCUUGUCCAAGGAUAUGAGCCAGCACAUUUCCUAAGAAUUUUUAAGGGUCGUAUGGUGGUAUUCCUUGGUGGUAAGGCUUCUGGCUUCAAGAAUGUACAUGACCACGACACGUACGAUGUUGAUGGUACAAGACUCUUCCGGGUGCGUGGCACGUGUGACUUUGACACCCGCGCCGUCCAGGUGCCUGAGGUGGCCGGCUCACUCAAUGCUGAUGAUGCGUUCGUUUUGGAAACACCAGGAAAAACUUACCUCUGGAUUGGCAAGGGAGCAAGUGAAGAGGAAAAGGCUAUGGGCGAGAAGGUUGCAGAGCUGGUAUCUCCUGGUCGUGACCUGCAGGUUGUGGCUGAAGGGGAGGAAAGCGAUGACUUCUGGGCUGGUCUCGGUGGUAAAGGUGAAUACCAAAAUGUUCGCGAGCUAGACAGACCUCUGCUGUAUCCCAGACUCUUCCACUGCACCAUCUCUCCUGCUGGCUGCCUCAGAGUUAAUGAGGUGUCUAACUUCUCCCAGGAAGACCUGAAUGAGGAUGAUGUUAUGGUUCUGGACUCUGGCGAUGAAAUCUAUGUUUGGGUUGGACAAGGUUCCGAUGACCAGGAGAAAGAGAAAGCCUUUGCUAUGGCAGAGAACUACGUCAAGACUGAUCCGACAGAACGUACCCUGGACUCGACUGUGAUCCUACGUGUGACGCAGGGAGAGGAACCGGCUGCCUUCACUGCCAUCUUUCCUGCAUGGAACCCCGACAUGUGGCAGCAGCUUCCCAGACGAGCCGAGAAGUCUCAAAACAUAGAAAAAGUUGUCAAAGAUCAACCUGAAAAGAAAAAGACUUCUAACUGUUGCUGUUGCCAAUGAGCGUGAAGUAAGACCGAUCAGCUGAGGAACUUCAAACAUACUAACCCUUUUGAUGUAUCCAAGGCUUCCCUCCUAAUAAUGUUGCAAACACUCGGGUCAUGUUUUGGAAGCCGUUUCACCAAAGAAUAUUUAAAACAUGUACAGUAGUAUGCCAUUUGCCACCUAAUGCGAAGCCAAGGUAGUAUGCAGAAUAAAUAUGAAUUCAGUAUCUUUACAAUUAUUCAUUUGAAAUUUAAAAUCAUAUUGAUUACCUAGUUCAUACAGUUGGGGUCAUGGGAUUCUGAGUGUGUACAUUUUUAAUUUUCAUCCAGUAUUUGAAAAGCUGGUACAUAUACUUAUUUAUUAAUAUAUUUAUUUAUUUAAAAAAAAUCAAUAAAUUAAUUGCUAAGUAAAGUCAUAUUGGCAAUUUUUCUUUAAGGCCGACCCCAAAAAAGUUUAACUGUUGUGAUAGUGAAGAUUAAAGUUCAGGUCUACCAAAUGACACCACUAUGAUGACCAAACCACACAUCAAAAGAUGGAGAAAGGACAACAUUUCGGUCCGUCCAUGACUGUUAUCAAGUCAAGAAAUUAUCGAGUUCACGACUUUAUAAAGGUCCAGAGUGGACCUAAACAUAGUUGAUUCCGCAUCUUCUGAUAUGUACUUUGGUUAUCAUAUAACCACAUUGUGACUCAUCUGCCAUUACUAUGCUACCACCUUUAACAAACAUAUGCACAAAGAUAUAAUCUAAAAAAUUUAUAAGAAAUUUACAAUAAACACUGAAGGCAUUGCGGAGACUGAUAUUUUAUUUAUAGUCGGUUUUGCUUCAGCUAGGUUUAUGGUGUUCAGACAAGUACCCAAAUUUUAAGUGCAAAUUUUCACAGGAGCAGUUGGGUCUCGCUACAAAAAGUUGAGCCUUUUAUACAUGCUAGAGCUGCUAAAGCUCAUAUCAAGAUAAUGCUUAAAAAAUACAAUACAUAAACUAGGCCAAGAACUCUAUGCAUGUAUUUUUUUUUUUUAAAUACAGUAUGGGUAGAGUUAAAAUGAGAGAAUCUAACCAAGCUGCCAGUCACUUGCUACAGUCUCUCGAUGCAUACAUCUGGAUGUGUGAUUUCCUAUUUGUGGUUUACAGAAUAGAACAUGUUUUGUGUGUGUGUGUGUGUGUGUGUAUAUUCACAGUAUACUGUGCUUGUGUGCUCAUUUUUGUUUGGCCUCAUUAACAAAAAAACAAUAUGAACUGCAAUAACAGUUAAAAAUACUAGUAUCACCAUUCUUAUUUUAUAAUAAUUGGCAUUUAUAAAGUUAAUCCUUAAAAAGAAAAUUAACCCAAUUUCCUCAAAUGCCAUUUUCUUCUAAUAAAUAUACACAUGUAAAAAUAAAUAUAUUUUAUCACUGUUCUGUACAGUACUUGGGAAUAAAUCCUUCUUGUCAGUAAUGUAUUAUAACGGCCUAAAUAAAACACAAAUUAUUGUUAAUGCCUCUUAAAUCUAAAUGUAAUUAGUACAAUAGGAAAUUUUUGUAUAGCUUUUUAUAGAGCACUAAAAAAUUCAAGCAAA